Molecule: messenger RNA, 2638 nt
Organism: Xyrauchen texanus (razorback sucker)
Lineage: Eukaryota; Metazoa; Chordata; Actinopteri; Cypriniformes; Catostomidae
Gene: eif4e3
Product: eukaryotic translation initiation factor 4E family member 3
Exons: 7
Coding region: 172-846 (224 amino acids)
Biological process (GO): translational initiation
Cellular component (GO): eukaryotic translation initiation factor 4F complex
Molecular function (GO): RNA 7-methylguanosine cap binding; translation initiation factor activity
Source: RefSeq, a predicted model, not a curated record
CUAACUUCACCCAGCCCGACUCUGUUGUUGUUGUGUCGAUGACGCGGCAAGUCCAGCCGGCCGAACGGCAAGUGAGUCAGCAUCAAUAAUCUGCCUUUCUGUGGAUGUGGGGAUUAAACUAGAUCUCCCAGCAACACACUCAAACGUCGAUUAGCGUCAUUAAAGCGAGAUAUGGCGGUUCCUGCAGCCCCAAACCUACAGCUGAAUACAGCGAGACAAAGCAGCCCUGUAAACUCCACAGAAAACGACAUCCAAAUCGACGAGAAGCAGCUGGAAAACAUCAGCAAUCACGUCGAGGACGGCACGUCGCUGCCGCUGCACUCGCCCUGGACCUUCUGGCUCGAUCGGUCAUUACCAGGUACAACGGCAGCGGAGUGUGAAUCAAAUCUGAAAAAGAUAUACACAGUGCACACUGUUCAGAGCUUCUGGAGUGUGUACAACAACAUCCCUACUGUGUCCUGCCUCCCUCUGAGGUGUAGCUACCACCUAAUGAGAGGAGAAAGAAGACCACUUUGGGAAGAGGAAAGCAAUGCAAAGGGAGGUGUUUGGAAAAUGAAAGUGCCAAAGGAAAGCACAUUAGCUGUGUGGAAAGAGCUGCUGUUGGCCAUGAUUGGUGAACAAUUCACAGAUUAUUGUGCAUCAGAGGAUGAAGUGGUUGGAGUAAGUGUCAGCGUGAGAGAACGGGAGGACGUUGUUCAGGUCUGGAAUGGAAACGCCUCUUUUGCAAACGAGGCAAACGUUUUAGGCAGAAUCAACGAACUUCUUCCGCAGAUAGCUUUUAAAGCAGUAUUUUAUAAGCCACACAAGGAGCAUCAUGCAUUUGAAGGUGGUCGCUCAAGACAUUAGCAAGCUUUGCACAUUCAUCACAUAUUUUCUUUCUGGUUUUUUCGACUGAUCCUUGAAAAUGGACUGAAAAUGGAAAAUCCCUCCUGGACGAACAGAACUGUUGGGUUUUGCAGUUGUUUCACAUAUUAGGAACGUUUUUUUAAAUGUUGUAGAUGAUCCUUCCACGGAUUUUGCGAAAACUUCUCUCGUGCCAGAUAUUUAGGCAAUAUCAAUAAGAUCGCAUAGCAGUAGCAUAUGUAAUAUACGCAUCACAACUGAGAGAUGUUGCCAGUUAUUGUGUUUUUCCCCUUUUUUACCAUGUUAAUUUGUUUAAAUGUUCAGUCCAUUGACCCAAUUGCUGCUUGUCAAAGUUAACGCUCAUCAUUGUGUUGAAGUUGACAUUUCCUUCGUAGAAUAGGAGUGUCCAUUAGGAUCAUGGAAUAGUUUUAGCACCUAGACUAAAAAGAUUUCCGAUACUAAGCUUAAUAUGUUUCUGGGAAUCCAUGUUUUAUGCAAAAGUAUUGCACAUUUCUUCAUGGGAAAAUCUCUUUGGCUUGGAGGAUUAUACAGAUUUCUUAGCAAAUCUAAGUGGGUGUUAUGACAUUGAAUUUGAAGAAAAAUGCAUAUGCAAUUUUCCAAUUUCACCCAAAACUGAAUAUUUAAGUGAAAUGAUUUCUGUACCUUAGGCUCAAAAUCUUGCAGUGAUUUCAAACGGUUUAGAUUUUAUGAUUUAGGAAACUGUAGCCAGGCCUCCUCCUGUAGUAUUUUAUAUGUCAAAUCUCUUUUAGAAUGGCAUCCAUACUGUAGCAGCUCUUUUUCAAUUGCUACUUUGUGGUUGGAAUCUUGCAUUGUUUUAUGUAGUACUAACUGUAGCUCAUUGUUUUAUACCUUACCCUUAAGUGUCUGUCUCAUAAACGUCCGAAUGCUUACCAUUUUCAUGGUCGUAAAUUACGCCUUUUAAUUUUUUUUUUUUUACUUAUGCGUUUUCUCUAAACUGCCUUUUAAUUUACUAUAAAUCACACUGUGUCUUGUUUCAGAGUGCUUAUUGUAGUCUGUCUUAUUGUAUUUUGGAAUGGAUGGUUGUGUUGGAAAACUUAUGAAGGGAAGGUAAUGUAGAUAUUGUCAAAUUGUGAAACUGACAAAUACUUGGGUAAUCAUCAGAGCACUUUGAUGUUUAGUUUGUCAGUACCAAAGAGAUUUCUUUUCCAUUCGCCUGUAUAAUUCAUCAUAGUCUGGUUAAGUAUAUAAAGAUCUGCACAAUAGAGGCUUCUGAACUUACAUAGGAGUUAAAACAGUGUUUUUCAUGCUUUUCUUUGUCUUUACUGGUGUAGUUCACAUUCUGCGGUGUCUCCCAUGUUGCUGCGUGGAAUUUGAUUUAGGUUUGUCAAAGUCAGAAACUGCGAGCCCAAAUAGACCUGCAUUGUGAAUGAGGUCCUUUUAAUGCACUAAAAAGCACAAUUAUGAGCCUGUUCUUCAAAUGGGCAGGGAUGUGCAAAAUAACUUUUACAUGCAGCUGACCUUUCAUAUUUCAGCCUUUUCCUACCAAUCUCUUUAUGAGAUGUGAGUACUGAGAUGGAUUUUUAGAUUUAUUAUUCGGAGCAUUUGUGGCAGUUUUCCAGGGCUCCCAAUCUGGAUCCGAAACCUCAAACUGAUUGUCAAUCUUCUGGAACGGUGCCUUGUGUUCUCCCAGGGUUUCACUCAGAAUGUUCUGUAUAUCUUCAUGUAUUUAAUCAGUUAUAAGAGCAUUUUCUUUUCUUGUUUUGCUUAUAGGUUUUGAAAUAUUGAAUCAAUAAAAAGCAGAAUUCAAAAUGCA